UCGAGCCGACCAUGCUAGUGUAGUACACAGUAUAACAAGUGUAUCGAACCAAGAUGGACCCGGGCGCUGCGUCCGAAUUGGAGAAAAUCAACAAAAGUGCCGUUGAAAAUGGUAAUUGUGACACAAAGGAGGAUUAUUAUACCGAAGAACGAUCGCCUUUUAGAAGACAGGCGAUUAUAGUACUCGGAACCUUCCUACUGUCGCUCAGUGCUGGCGCCACAGCAGGCUUCUCCGCGGUCCUCAUUCCUCAAUUACAACAUGACAAAGGACACAAGAAAUAUUCAACAGAGAUGGUGUCAUGGGUAGCCGCAAUAUCAUCGCUCGCCUUAUUAUUCGGUAACAUGAUUUCGGGUUAUCUAAUGGAGAGAUUUGGUAGAAGAUUAUCGCAAAUGUUGCUAUCCCUGUUUUAUAUCGGUGGAUGGAUUACAAUAGCAUUUGCUAAUAGUAUACACCUUAUACUGUUUGGAAGAUUCAUAACAGGCUUUUGCCAAGGCUGGCUAGGUCCCCUCGGCCCUGUAUUUGUGGGAGAAAUAAGUACGCCAGCGUACAGAGGAUUAUUCCUAGCUAGUUUAUCACUAAGCAUCGCUUCUGGUGUUUUUAUGUCACAUUUGUUUGGAACAUUUUUACACUGGACCCAUUCAGCACUACUUUGUGGCACCUUCCCAUUAGUAGGCUGUAUAAUUUUGUAUUACGCACCAGAAUCUCCCGCUUGGCUCGCCUCGAAGAAUGAAAUAGACAAAUGUAUAAAAUCAUUCCAAUGGUAUAGAGGAACAAGUCCGGCGAUGAAAACAGAAUUAGAUAAAAUGAUAUUAGAACAAACGAAAAAGGUUGAUAAGAAAAGCAAGAUGGAAACGUUGACAACGAAUUUGAGAAAGCCAGAAUUUUGGAAACCUCUGGGCAUAAUGUUAAUUUUCUUUGCGAUCACACAACUGUCUGGUAUAAAUGUUUUUUGUGCGUAUACAACCGAAAUUAUGGAGGUUUUACUAGGCAGCAAAUCUAACACUUAUGCUGCCAUGCUUGGUAUUGAUAUUUUGCGUUGCGUGGCUCUGGUGACAGCUUGCAUCAUGCUGAGACGAAUGGGUCGUCGACCUAUUGCGAUAUUCAGUGGCACUUUUACAUCAUUAUCUCUAAUCAUAUUAUCAAUUUAUUUAUACUUAGUGGAAAUACGUGUAAUAAGGCACGUGAAACCUUUGAUAUCUCUAGGGUUAACGGCGACGUACAUUGUUGUAUCAAACAUCGGAAUAGCUCCUUUGCCUUGGAAUAUGGUUGGAGAAGUUUUCGCGACAGAUACAAAGGGAAUUGGGUCUGGGUUAAGCGUGAUGAUGACAUCAAUAUCUUUCUUUGGAACGGUGAAAACAGCGCCAGCAAUGUUCGAAAACAUAGGCCACCAUGGCACAUAUUUAUUUUAUGGGAUGUCAACCUUAGUUGGAACUGUAUUUUUAUACUUCUGUCUCCCUGAAACAAGAGGAAAGACGCUGUUACAAAUAGAAGAACGCUUCAGAUCAGGAAAAAAAGAGAAGUUAAAAGCAACAAUUGAUGUAACUUCUGUCUAAGCGUGAGGUCAACGUUAUUAUGUCAGCUUGAUAAGAUAAUUUGUCCCAAGUUCAGUAUGACAUUUAAAGUCUGCUUAGGAAGUAAUGAUAUUACACGAUAUUACAUCACUUUGUUUGAUAAGAACAAUGGAAUAUGUUCUAAUGAUAAAGCAACAAUUUAGUAAAUUGAAUAGCCAAGAAGUCGCUAAUAAUAUGGAUACCCAUAUAGUAUAAAUAUUAGAGCAAAUUGUCUUCAAUUUGGAAGCUGUAGGAAUAUCUUAAACUAUUUGGCACUUCACCUUAAACUAGCAUUAAUCACGUAGACAAUAGAUGAUAAAUAAAGAAUUAAUAUCGCCUAAAGUGUUUAGAUAAGAUUAUGGAAUAAAUUAUUAAACACUUGUUAACAUUGUUAGCAGCAAGGACUAGUUCCGGCCAUGUGGAACUAAGGGGUCUCCGUGCACCCUGCGUAAUAAAAACAGCAAGUCUAUUUCAUGGUCCGUUGCGACCGGACAAGUGGCACGCGUCUCCGCCACUAAAUUGCAGGCACCUUCCUGUUGUGACACGUGGAUGCGACAAAACAUGUCUCGAGACGUUCCGCCAAACAUCUGCGAAGCUAGUGGUUCCCACGUUGAAAUGCGACGAGUUUUUGUCUCUUAGAUUAACAAAAAACAAUCAGGAAAACAUCUGGAGAGUGGAUAUGGUUAUUUCUGGAGUGACUUUCCGAAGUGUUUAUGAAGAGAAAGGAAGUUAUUAAUUCCGAAUUUGAAUAUGUGAUCACUAUCAAAGUAAAUGUCAUUUUAAAUAUAGAUUAACGUAAAUUAAAUGAUCUCUAAUAGCAAAUAAUAGAUGUAAUUACUAAUUCCUGUGUUCAUUUAAUUAAAUAUUUCGACUUGAA
Messenger RNA from Papilio polytes (common Mormon), 2427 nucleotides. RefSeq names its product facilitated trehalose transporter Tret1-like. The record is from RefSeq and is a predicted model, not a curated record. Bases 54 to 1553 code for a protein of 499 amino acids. Gene Ontology annotation, cellular component: membrane. Gene Ontology annotation, biological process: transmembrane transport. The transcript is spliced from 3 exons. Lineage: Eukaryota; Metazoa; Arthropoda; Insecta; Lepidoptera; Papilionidae. Gene Ontology annotation, molecular function: transmembrane transporter activity.